ACCCCGCCGGGAUCAAAGGAUGCUCAUGUGACAGACAACCUCGACACACAUAAAAGCGGGAGAUUCACUUUUCCCGCAUCACUCUUCCAGGAGACUCUACUACGGGUGUGCAACGACUCUGUCUGAACCAAUACUUCUGUGGUAAAACAUGGAGUUUGUACGCUUGACGGUUCUCUGUAUGCUGGCCAUGGUAGGGAGUCUUGGGUUCCGGGCAGCACGUGCGAGCGCGGUGCCGAAGUGUCGGUGGGUGUGCGACGAAGAGCCGCGCAGAGACAGCAGACUGACAUACCACAGUGAAAUGGAGAUGAACGAAAGGGAACAACCGAGACGCCUGAGGGUCGACCCCUACCCGUACCCCCCGCAGCCGUCCCAGCAGAACCACAGGGUGGCUUUCUCUGUUGCACGAACGACCCCUAUCGGCCCACUUCCGAACGACACCAUCCUGCCCUUCGACUUCAUGUUCAGUAACGCCGGUGGAGCGUUCGACAUGGAGACGGGCAUCUUCACCGCCCCUGUUAGUGGCACGUAUUUCUUCUCGUUCCGCGGCCAGAAGCGCUCGGCGCAGUACCUGAUGUACCUGGGCCUGUGGAAGAACGGGGAGGAGAUGGCCGGGGUGUACGAGGACAACCUGGACCCGCAGAACCCCUCUCCGAGCCCCGGAAACGCCUCCAACAACCUCGUGCUGCAUCUGUUCGAGCGGGACCAGGUGUACCUGAUGAUCAGUGACAACGCCAUCGCCUUCUCUACGGUGUUCGGCAAGUACGUGGGCUUCUCCGGCUUCCUGCUCUUCCCGGACAACCCUUAUGCAUAGAUAUAUGGACUACGAGGAACAGUAGCUUCCAGAAACGACGGCGUUUUUAUUAGUAUUUUUCGGUAAGAACGAUUUCAGAAACCAAUCGCCAUAUCUCUGAAAACUGUCAAGGCAACAUGUUAAUGUGAUGAAGAGUCGAGGAAAAGCUAUUGCAGGAUCCUCAUAUAGUGCUGUUGCUACAGAUUAAGAUAGCUCAUAGUUUCCUGCUCUUUUGUUGCAGCUUAUUGCUAUGUAAACGUGUUUUGUUUUUUCUGUUUUCAGUCCGAUGGUCCUAUAUCUUACAAUUUAUGUAGAUACAACUGCAGUUCAAAUCUUUGGUCCACUGUUCAGAAAGAAUGCACGUUGACAUUUACUUUAUUUGAAUUGCAACAGGGACAAUACAAUGUGGGCACUAGGCAGCUAACUAGUCGGUAGUAACUUAUGUACUUCGUAAAAGAUGAAUGAAAGUAAGCAGUGUCCGUUUUGAUGAAUAGGAUUUUUUUAUCAACGUAUUUUGUAUCCCUUUAUAUCACGUACAUUUUGACGAGAACAACGCUUUGUAUUGCCAAGUAUUUCAAAAUAAUAAACUGGUGACAGCACUUGUAA
Molecule: messenger RNA, 1396 nt
Organism: Branchiostoma floridae (Florida lancelet)
Lineage: Eukaryota; Metazoa; Chordata; Leptocardii; Amphioxiformes; Branchiostomatidae
Product: caprin-2-like
Exons: 4
Coding region: 149-811 (220 amino acids)
Molecular function (GO): protein binding
Source: RefSeq, a predicted model, not a curated record